UGGAACAUGGUUCAGUAAAGUUAAAGUGAAUCAUAUCUCUGAGAGACGAAACCGCAACAUGAUAUGUGACAAAGAAAGAGCAUCAAACGACAUAUAAUCUCCGUCUUCUACAAUUGGCCUUGUGUUUACACAAAUACUAGACCGGACGUAACGGGGUCACGUGACAACAACGUGGAACCAUGCUCUGGUUGUUGAUGUUUGGCAUUCUUGGGUCUGGUUGGGCCGCGGGUCCCAACAUUACCACAAGCUUGAAUGGAGGUGUUUCAGGUGUCCAUAACGUUACAGCAUCGGCUAUGAAAUACGACUACGCACAGGCACUUCGCCUUUCCAUCCUUUUCUAUGAUGCCCAGCGAUCCGGUCGUUUGCCUCCCAAUAACCCGAUUCCUUGGCGUGGAGACAGCGCCGUCAAUGACAGUGACAGAGGACAUGACCUUUCUGGCGGCUGGUAUGACGCUGGAAAUCACGUGAAGUUCAAUCACCCGAUGGCUUUCUCCUCGUGGGUCCUCAACUAUGGCUUCUUGAAGUUCACGGACGCGUACAUCUCCGCGGGACAGAAGCAAAUGAUGUGCGACAUGGUGAAAUGGCCGCUAGAGUACUUCCUUAAAUGUUGGAUUCCAGAUCAACAAACUUUGUAUGUGCAGGUUGAAGACGGCCAUGCAGACCAGUUGUACUGGGGGCGCCCUGAGAACAUGCACUCGUCAAGACCUGCGUACAAGGUCAGCAACUCGUGUCAUGGGUCUGAUGUUGCCGGGGGCACUGCUGCUGCCAUGGCAUCAGGAUACCUGGUGUUUAAAAACAUUUGUGGAGACACCAAUUUUGCAAGCAAUCUUCUGGAGGCGGCCAAGGGUUUGUACACGUUCGCAAAGGCCUAUCGAGGCAAGUACACCGACUGUGUAAGCCAGGCCCGGGACUUCUAUAUGUCGGUGGACUUUACAGACGAGCUUUCCGCGGCUGCAAUUUGGUUGCACAAGGCGACGGGAGAAGCGGCAUACCUACAGGACGCUAUGCAUUUCUACCCUGCUGGAACAACCUGGGGAUUUAACUGGGACGACGCCAAUGUCGGCGCAGCUCUGCUGCUCUACGAAGCAACAAAGGAUAAUAGAUACAAGAACGACAUCGAAAGAUUCAUCCACAGCUUCAUGCCAGGAGGAAGCGUUCCUAUGACACCGUGUGGUUUGACCUACAGAUACUAUUGGGGGUCUAACAGAUAUGCUGCCAAUGCCGCAUUUAUUGCCACCGUUGCAGCCGCUGAUGGUUUGAGCCCAGACGAGUUCAAGAAGUACGCGAUGAGCCAGAUAAACUACAUCCUCGGGGACAACAAGCUCCACAUCAGUUUCCAGAUUGGCCUCGGUAGCCACUUCCCGAAAAAACCGCACCACAGAGGAAGCUCCUGCCCGACAAACAGCACAUGGUGCAAUCCAACUAGUGACGCAGACAAUCCGAAUGUUCUAACAGGAGCCUUAGUGGGCGGGCCGGACCAGGGAGACAACUACGUUGACAGAAGAGACGACAAUGUGAAGAACGGGGUGGGCUGCGAUUUCAAUGCUGGUUUCCAGGGAACACUUGCAGGGCUGUAUCAUUUUGCUGUCAACAACGCACUGCCGCCAGCACCAUUAGCGAAAUGUUAAAUAUUAUGUUUGCAUUGAGUGCACUCAUGAGAAUACAACACAAUAUCUUUGU
Molecule: messenger RNA, 1680 nt
Organism: Dreissena polymorpha
Lineage: Eukaryota; Metazoa; Mollusca; Bivalvia; Myida; Dreissenidae
Product: endoglucanase E-4-like
Exons: 11
Coding region: 180-1628 (482 amino acids)
Biological process (GO): carbohydrate metabolic process
Molecular function (GO): hydrolase activity, hydrolyzing O-glycosyl compounds
Source: RefSeq, a predicted model, not a curated record